Molecule: messenger RNA, 1847 nt
Organism: Cheilinus undulatus (humphead wrasse)
Lineage: Eukaryota; Metazoa; Chordata; Actinopteri; Labriformes; Labridae
Gene: aldh3b4
Product: aldehyde dehydrogenase 3 family, member B2
Exons: 10
Coding region: 199-1707 (502 amino acids)
Biological process (GO): aldehyde metabolic process
Cellular component (GO): cytoplasm
Molecular function (GO): aldehyde dehydrogenase (NAD+) activity
Source: RefSeq, a predicted model, not a curated record
GCACUACGGUGGAGCUAUGCAUGAUGGGAUUCCUGUAGCUGUCAAUUUAAAAAAAAUAUGGACAACAAACGAUUUACAUAACUUACAUGGCGGUUAAUGGUAAGAUGAGCUCAAAUGACUCAAAAACUCCGUUAAACUUUGUGACACUAGUCUGAACGGUGCUGUCACUCACCUGGACGCUGAACCUCCACAAAAACAAUGAACAGUCCGCCGCAGAGCCCCUCUCCAGCCCGGUGGUUUAAAGCUUUACGAAGGACCAGGCUUGGGGAGCCAUGUUUGAGGACAUACCCUCUGGAGUGUGUGGAUCUGCUGAAAAGGGCCAGGGUGGCCUUUCAAGCUGGACGCACCCUGAAGGAGAGCUUCAGACUGGCUCAGCUGGAGGCCUUGGUACAGAUGUUGCAGGAUAAUGAGUGUGACUUUGUGGAUGCUCUUGGAAGAGACCUUCAUAAGCCCCGGUUUGAGACAAUUUUAUCAGAACUGAUUCUUGUUAAAAAUGAAGCUCUGCAUGCUAUCAACAACCUGAAGAAGUGGAUGCAACCGCAGCAUGUGGAGAGGAACUUGUUUACCACAUUGGAUGAGUGUCUGAUGGUCAGUGAGCCACUGGGGGUGGUGUUUAUCAAGGGGUCCUGGUUUAAUCCUGUCCACAUGUGUCUGGUGCCACUGAUAGGGGCUAUCGCAGCAGGAAACUGCGCAAUCAUCAGCCCCUCUAUGUGCACUCCACACACAGCGGAGUGUCUUCAUCGGCUCACCCCCUUCUACCUGGACAAUGAAUGCUUCCAUGUGGUUCUUGCAGGCAUAAAUGACCUGCCUGAGGUCAUGGAGCUUAAAUUUGACCAUGUCUUCUUCACAGGAAACAAAGAGGAGGGUACCAAAAUUGCUCAAGCUGCAGCUCGCUCACUCACAUCUGUCACCCUUGUUUUGUCUGGAAAGAACCCAUGUUACGUUGACCAAUACUGUGAGAUUAAAACAGCAGCUCAGCGCAUCGCCUGGGCACGUUUUCAAAAUGCUGGACAGAGCAUGGUGGCUCCUGACUACAUCCUGUGCCAUGAGGGUGUAAAAGCACAGCUGGUUCAGGCCUUGAAAGGCUGCCUGAUGCAUUUUUAUGGUUCUGAUCCCAGAGAGUCCCGCAGUUACGGCAGGAUGGUCAAUGCUGAAAUCUUCAGCCAUACAAGAGACCUGCUGAGCAGAUCUGGCAAAAUUGCGGUGGGAGGCCAAGUGAUCGAAACAGAGAAGUAUAUUGCCCCAACAGUUUUGACUGAGGUAGGAGAAAAUGAUCCCAUCAUGCAGCAGGAGUUUUACGGCCCAGUUCUUCCCCUUCUGACUGUAAAAGAUAUUGAUGAAGCCAUCGCCUUCAUUAAUAAGCAGGAGAAACCCCUCUGUGUGUAUGCAUAUGCCAACAGUCCAAAGGUCUUUUCAAGGCUAAUGAGCGAGACCUCUAGUGGAAGCUUCUGUGCUAAUGACUGCGCCCUGCAGAGUUUGAUGGUGGCUCUGCCUUUUGGUGGAGUUGGUGCCAGUGGAACAGGUGCCUACCAUGGUCGCCACAGCUUUGACACCUUCUCACACAGGAAGUCAUGCCUGCUGAGAGGCACACGCUUUGAGUGUGUUACAUAUCUGCGUUAUCCACCCUAUGAGGACCGCAAUCUGUCUCUAAUGACAUGGGCCAGCACCUUGUCCCAGAAGAGCCAGGGUUGGUGCCAGAUCCUGUGACUGUGUGGGAGGUGACAACAGAGCUGUGAUACAGAGCAGAGAGUGCCUUUAGUCCUGACAACCCUGGCAUGAUAAUGCGUUGUUUUUGUAUGCUUAAAAACACUAAUAAAAAAAUAUGACUGGUGUUCAGCUACAUCUUA